This is a messenger RNA of Haliotis rufescens (red abalone), 5531 nucleotides long. RefSeq names its product A disintegrin and metalloproteinase with thrombospondin motifs 18-like. Gene Ontology annotation, molecular function: metalloendopeptidase activity. The transcript is spliced from 27 exons. NCBI's taxonomy places the organism in Eukaryota, Metazoa, Mollusca, Gastropoda, Lepetellida, Haliotidae. Gene Ontology annotation, cellular component: extracellular matrix. Gene Ontology annotation, biological process: proteolysis; extracellular matrix organization. Bases 132 to 5033 code for a protein of 1633 amino acids. The record is from RefSeq and is a predicted model, not a curated record.
CCAGUCCCUCCCCACGGAAACACAGCAUCCCAGUCUACCCGUGGUAUAUUGUGUUUAAGUCGGGCUCGUUCACAAAAGGACGCAUUACAUGCGAGAACUUCAUCACGUGCAGGUCGUUCUCACACCCCAUCAUGCAUCUGGCGUUCGCAAUUGUCGUCACUGUGGUUCUCUCCACUGCCUCUGCCAAGUUCCAUGAAUCUUUGACAACAGAAGAUCUUAAACAUUACUUUGGAACAGACGCCAAGAACAAUGUCCCGGAGUACGAGAUCGUCCACCCCGCACCCGUGACCGGAAGUCGUCAUGCAAGGAAAAAUGCGAUCCCCCCACCCCCACUCAAGUACCGCCUGAAGGGUCGGAUCCCCCCACCCCCACUCAAGUACCGCCUGAAGGCCUUGGGGGAGGAGUAUGACCUUCACCUUGAACACAAUCAACACCUGGUGGCGCCAGGGUGCCUGGUGACGACGGAGGGUGGGGAUCUGGAAACUGUACCGUGCCCGAGGGGGGAUUGUUUCUACCACGGCCACUCAACAUCCCACAACGACUCAACAGCAGCACUCAGCACGUGCAACGGUCUGCAUGGCAUCAUCAGCACCCCGUCUCAUCAGCUGAUGAUUCAUCCAAUCAGAGACCAGCAUCUGUCGCUAACCACGCCUCCCGGAUACCCCGCCCCAACCCGCCCACACAUCGCAUACAGGGUACCCCUAAGGAAAAAGAGAAGCAGUGGGUUGCAAGCUGCUGCCGACGCUCUGGUUCAAGCAGCCCCACGACGCAUGCGCAGGCAAGCCGGCAAACGUUACAUCGAGAUGCUGAUCGUGGCUGACAAGACGAUGUACAACUACCACAAGGAUGACCUCACUCACUACGUCCUCACCGCUGCCAAUGUCGCCGCCACCCGUUUCCUGGAUCCCAGCCUCGGUCUGAAACUGUACCUGACUAUCCUCAAGGUGAAGAUUCUCAAGUCCGACCAGGCGGGCCUGAGUAUCGUCCCUGACGCCGAGAAGACUCUCCAGAGCUUCUGUUCGUGGCAGGAGCCCCUCAACGCACGCGGAGACGACAACCCAGGGCACUGGGACACAGCCAGUCUAAUGACCAGGGUUGACAUUAUCUACCUGGGGUCAGAGUCCGACACAGGGCUGGCGACCUUGGAGGGAAUGUGUGGCGAUAACAAGCGGUGCUCCGUUGUGGAGGAUGAUGGCCUUGAUCUUGGCUUGACCUUGGCCCAUGAAACAGGACACACCCUGGGCAUGCACCAUGACGGCGAGGGUAAUGCCUGCGCCGACAAGAAGAACAUCAUGUCGUCGGGCGGGGGUGGAGGGGCUACCGCCUUCCAGUGGUCGUCAUGCAGUGCAGACUACGUCAACAAGUUUCUCAGCAGUGGUCAGGGAAACUGUCUGAAUGAUUCCCCACAAGGUACAACUCUAGCACUGCCUCAACAACUGCCUGGAGUUAUCUACCCUGCGGAUGCGCAGUGCGAGUUCUUUGUUGGCGAAGGUUCCACCAUUUGUACUGGGACCAGUCUUGUGGGAGGCGACGAGUGUUCUAAACUGGUCUGCUUUGACCCCGGUCUGCCCGGGCAGUGCCGAGGAAGUCAGACCCCGCGCAUGGAUGGCACGGAAUGCGGUAACAGGAAGUGGUGUCAGGGCGGACAGUGCGUCGACAUCGGCCCCGACGGCCCAGCUCCCCAGGACGGAGGGUGGUCAGCCUACAGCACAGACUGGACACCGUGCUCAAGGUCGUGUGGGGGAGGGGUCAGGUACAAGUCAAGGAAGUGCAACAACCCAAGACCGCUGUUCGGUGGAAAGACAUGCGUGGGGCAAGACACCAUGGCCGAGAUGUGCAACAUCCACGAAUGCCCGACGUCCCAGCUGACGUUCAAGAAGGAGCAGUGCUCCGCCACAGACUCGGCCCCCUACAAUGGUCAGCUUCAUCACUGGAUGCCCAUGGGGGACACAGGUGCGACGCAAUGCCAGCUGAUGUGUGAGAGUGAGUCCGCACGCUUCGGGGUGACGAGGACCUUGGACGGCAGCAGCGACUUCAAGGACGGGACUGAAUGUCAACCCAAGGAAGGAACCUACGGACGCUGCGUCCGUGGCACGUGCAGGGCGUUCGGGUGUGACGGUGUGAGCGACUCGGGCCGGGAGAAUGACCAGUGCGGCGUGUGUAGCGGUCUCGGAGACACGUGCAGUAAGAAGUCCGGCACGUUCACCAAGGGCGAGGAACACCAGUACGUGACCUUCGUGAAGAUCCCCAAGGGCGCCACCGCUGUCACCAUCACCAACACCAACGUCUACAGCAUCCUCAGUUUGAGUGUGGGGGGAGUCCAGGUGUUGAACAAGGGGGGGCAGAAGGCAAUGUCGGGCACCUACUCCGGCGCGGGGGUGACAGUCAAGUACAGACGGACCCCGGAGAAACUGCAGGUGGUCGGGACACUGUCUGAUGACGCCGAGGGUCAGGUGUACCGCAUCUACGGCGACAUGUACGCCGGGUCCAACCCCAACAUUAACUACGAAUACUACGUCUCCAACAGCCAGAGCGGUCCUCAACGGUUCGUGUGGAAAACAAAGGAAGGCCAAUGCAGCGCUACUUGUGGAGAGGGGAGCGUACAGAUGGAGGCAAUGUGUGUGAAGGCCGACACUGGGGCGACAGUUGACAACUACAGGUGCCUCCUGGCGGACAAACCUCUGUCUGGAGGGAAGCCAUGCUCCGAGCCUGCCUGUCCCGCAUCGUGGAGAGCGGGGUCAUUCGGCACGUGCAGCAGGACGUGUGGCGGGGGGACACAAAGCCGGCAGGUGCGCUGUAUGAGGGACUCCACCCCCAUGCCGGACUCGGUCUGUACGGAGCCGAAACCAGCCGCCCAGCAGGAGUGUGGGACGCACGCUUGUCCCGGGGAGUGGAGACCACAGGCGUGGUCUGUUUGUUCCCAGACGUGUUCUGUGGGAGUGAAGUCGCGAACCAGCAAGUGUUUCCUUGGCAACGAGGAGGUUCCGGAUGAGAAGUGCUUGCCCUCAGAUAAACCAGCGUCCACCCAAACUUGUCUCACCGCCGUCUGUUUCCCCGACAUGACUGGGAUUAAGUGCGCCGACACCAAGGACUGCGAAGGCCGCGACACCUCCGUCUGUAGCGACUUCGCCGACUGGUCCAAACAGAACUGCAAGAUGACCUGCGGAUACUGCAAAGUGGACGGAGACAGUGCUUGCAAGGAUGUGGACACCGCAGAGUGCAAGGGUCACGGCCCCACCGUCUGCACCGAGUACCCCGACUGGGCGAAGACGAACUGUGCCAACUACUGUGGCUGUGACAGCACUGGCUCCACUGGCUCCGCUGGGGGCUCCACAGACUCCUGCCAGGACAAGGACACCGAGACAUGCAGGGGACAGGGAGCCAGCGCCUGUACACAAUAUCCUGAUUGGGCUAAGGAGAACUGCGCUAAAUUUUGUAAUAUCGGUUGUAAAUCCUCCGGUACAGGUAGUGGUGCAACAGGGACGGGUACCGGGAGUGUUGGAACAGGCUCCACAGACUCCUGCCAGGACAAGGACACCGAGACAUGCAAGGGACAGGGAGCCAGCGCCUGUACACAAUAUCCUGAGUGGGCUAAGGAGAACUGCGCUAAAUUUUGUAAUAUCGGUUGUAAAUCCUCCGGUACAGGUAGUGGUGGUACCGGGACGGGUACUGGAAGUGUUGGCACGGAGUCUGGUCAGCAGAGUGUUGAUGGCGCGUGCAAGGACACCAAUGACCAGUGUGACCAGUACAAUGACCAGACCUGCUCGCAGUACAAGGAGUGGGCGAUGGAAAACUGCAAGAAGCGCUGCAAUUUUUGUACAGGUGAGAGUCACGUGGCUAGCGCGCAGUCUGUAGUCAAUAGUAGCACGGCGGCGGCAUCCACAGCGGCAAGUGUAAGCACGACAGCGGCGCCUGUUGACGGCAACUGCAGGGACGUGUUAACAAACUGCGCAGCGUACGGGACCAGCGCGUGUACAAAGUAUGGGGAUUGGGCGCGCAAGAAUUGCCAGAACUACUGCGCCAUGUGCGGCGAGGCUACAGCAGUGACUGCGGCACCAGCGGCUACAACUACUUCAUCAGCGGACCCCUCGUGCACGGACCUCAAGGACUGCGCUGCAUACGGUGCCAGUGUGUGCCAGACCUAUAAAGACUGGGCCAAGGAAAACUGCAGGAAGUUCUGUGGCCACUGUUCAUCACGCCAGGAACCAACGACGGCCAUGUCUACAACUACUACAACAACUUCAACUACAACGACUACCACAAUACCUACUACACAGGGAACACAUGCGGCUGUUGACGGCGACUGCGCUGACAAAAUGAACUGCGCAAGCUACGGGACGGGCGUCUGUUCGCAAUAUGCUGACUGGGCGACCACAAACUGUAAAAAAUUCUGCGGCAAAUGUGAAUCAAAGGAAACCCAGUCUAUUGCGCAGCCGGUGACAGUGACAACACCAGUCUCCGAUCCGAACUGUAAAGAUGCACGAGGGGACUGUGAAGGCUAUGGUAAAGGCACGUGCACACAGUAUCCUGAUUGGGCGAAAGAAAACUGUCAGAAGUUCUGCGGCUUGUGCACUGCUGCAGGCGAUCCAGGGUGCCAGGACAAAAAGACGGACUGCGCAGGAUACGGGACAGGUGCGUGUGCGCAGUAUCCAGACUGGGCGGCUUCAAACUGCAAGCGUUUCUGCAACUUGUGUGACGCAAGCGCUGGUAGUAAAGGUGAAGCUGCUGGCGACGCGACAACGCAGGCAGUGACAGCGGCCAAGACGAGCAGCGCCGACAGCAGUACCACCUCCUGUGUUGACCUCGCCAACUGCGCUGGGUACGGCGCCGACGUGUGCACCAAGUACGGCGACUGGGCCAAGACCAACUGCAAGAAGUUCUGUGGCAUUUGUGGUGCUGGGACACAAGCCAAAGUCACCAACAAUGUCUGCAAGGACACAUCAACCGACUGCGCAGGCUACGGCGCAUCGGCCUGCACACAGUAUGCUGAUUGGGCGAAAACCAACUGUCAAAAAUAUUGCAACCUGUGCUAGACAAGAUGACCGGAAAGCGCGUUGAAGUGUGAACCAAGACUUCCGGUCAAUGAACCUACAACUAAUCUGACCCUACUGUCUCCUCCACAGAGGACAAUGUGUGUGCUUUCUUCUUUGUGCAUCACGUGACAUAGUUUGUGUGCAUCACGUGACCGAGUGUGUUUUGUGUGACAUGUACAUAGUUGUUAUUUUGCUGCAGAGAAAGACCACGUGAUCAUAGCGUGAAACUAAUCUGAUACCGAUACAACUCAAUGAUAGUAGGAGAACAAUUUAGUGAUAGAAGAGACACGAUUCAUUGACAUGAACAUUUUACUUCAACUAUUGAAAUCCUCCUAUACGAAAUGCAGUCACUACAAGGGGCGGUAACUCUCCUGACUUGGAACACCGAGUGACAGUGUGCUGUAGAGAAAUCCUCCAUUGAUUCCCACUACAAAGGACCCCCUGCUCUCAUGAGCAAGACGAGUGUAUUUAUUUUGCAAUAUUAAACUAGCAUCAUUA